AUGCAACAUGAAGGUAGCUACCCAGAUCCAUGCAACGUUUGUGGUGAGCAGAUACCUAUCUACAGUGAAGUAAAGGAGCCUUUCCAAAGGUUAUGCCACUCACUGGCGAAACACUGUGACGAUAAGGACCUUGUACGAGACGCCAUUGACGCUUAAUGUGAUUUCACUUGCUCCAAUGGUUUCGCUCUCAUGGAACAUGCUAAAAUACAUGAUACAACUGUUGCAAAACAAAACCUACGGGAGAUCAAAAGAGACCUUCCAAUCGUGUGCCCAUAUUGUAAACGAAUGCUUUUAUGUUCUGCACGUUUUUCGCAUCGUGUCACGCUUCUUGCACAUUUUGUAAAAUUCCACAGAUUGAGCCCAGAAGACGUUCAAGACUUCACCAGUAAAUGCGCCACAUGGAACCUAACACGAGAGUUUCCUUACAUCGAUCCUGCUUUGUCGAUAAAGCUUGGCAAACUUCAGUGUGCCAUUUGCGAAGCAUCGCUUCCGGACACUGCUCAGAUUUUGAAGCAUGCGACAAUCGUGCAUGAGGGCUAUAAACCCAACUCUGCUGCCGAAGAGUUGGUUAUGGAAGCUGGCUCAAGUGACAUGACCUUAGAAUGGGCUGGCAGUACAGCUGAAGUACAACAUCCUGUUCGCUCGACUAGCUUCGAGACGUUCAGCGAUGAGAAGAUUUUCAGCAAGUUUUCACAAACAAGUGAAGUAACUGUCAGUGCAAGUGCGCCACUGGAAUGCACCUCUCAAGAGGCUGCGUCUGGUGUAAACAUUGAUUUCACUCAUUCUGCUGAGGGAAAAGAUGAAGCAUUAUUCACUGUUGUUACUCCAAAGAAAGAGCUACUGUCAAGUUCAGGACGACGGCUGUCGCGGAGUUACGCACCAAUGAACGAUCGUGUGCCACAACUGCCAUCGUCCUCUGAUGAUGAAGUUAUCCGAGAAGGUGGCAAAAGCGCAAUCACUAGUACUGAAAAUCUGAAUUCGCAAGGUGAGGCUCGCGAUGAGCAAGAAAAUUAUGAGGAAGCAGCAUGUACGUCGAAGCGGGAAGGUUAGUU
Molecule: messenger RNA, 1052 nt
Organism: Cylicostephanus goldi
Lineage: Eukaryota; Metazoa; Nematoda; Chromadorea; Rhabditida; Strongylidae
Source: the annotation of a GenBank genome assembly